Messenger RNA from Cyphellophora attinorum, 1971 nucleotides. RefSeq names its product Glycine--tRNA ligase 1, mitochondrial. Gene Ontology annotation, molecular function: ATP binding; glycine-tRNA ligase activity. Gene Ontology annotation, cellular component: cytoplasm; mitochondrion. The transcript has a single exon. Lineage: Eukaryota; Fungi; Ascomycota; Eurotiomycetes; Chaetothyriales; Cyphellophoraceae. Bases 1 to 1971 code for a protein of 656 amino acids. Gene Ontology annotation, biological process: mitochondrial glycyl-tRNA aminoacylation. The record is from RefSeq and is a predicted model, not a curated record.
AUGUCCUCGAGCACGACCAAGACUGGUCAACCACUAGACCGCGGUGUCCUCGACGGACUGCUUCGCCGACGGCUGUUCUACACUCCUUCCUUUGAGAUCUACGGCGGCGAGAAAGGUCUCUACGACUAUGGCCCACCAGGUUGCUCUCUUCAAGCCAACAUCGUGGAUCAGUGGCGGAAGCACUUUGUGCUCGAGGAGGACAUGUUGGAGGUAGACUGUACCAUGUUGACUCCUGAAGCGGUGCUCAAGACCAGCGGUCACGUUGACAAGUUUGCGGACUGGAUGUGCAAGGACCCUAAGACAGGGGAGAUCUUCCGAGCAGACCAUCUGGUCGAGCAGGUGCUCGAGGCACGACUCACCGCCGACAAGGAGGCUCGUGGUCAGAAGAUCGUGGUCGAGGAAGCCAAAGACGCAAAGAAGAAGAAGGUCAAAGCUGUUGCAGCCCAGAAGCUCGACGAUGCGACUGUCAAGGAGUACGAAGAGACCCUUGCCAAGAUCGACAACUACGGCGGUCCUGAGCUCGGCGAGCUGAUCGUCAAACACGACAUCAAAGGCCCUACCAGCGGCGCGGUGCUCGAGCCUCCAAAAGCCUUCAACCUCAUGUUCCAAACGCAAAUUGGCCCAGCGGCUGACAAGCCUAAUGGCUACCUCCGCCCAGAGACCGCCCAGGGCCAAUUCCUCAACUUCGCCAAGCUGCUCGAAUUUAAUCAGCAGGCGAUGCCUUUCGCCUCUGCUUCGAUUGGCAAAUCCUUUCGAAACGAGAUCGCUCCCAGAUCUGGCCUGUUGCGUGUGCGUGAGUUCCUGAUGGCGGAGAUCGAGCAUUUCGUGGACCCCGAAUCUGGUAAGAAGCAUCCUCGUUUUGAAGAGGUCAAGGAGACCAAGUUGACCCUUCUCAACCGCGAGACACAAUUAUCCGGCAGCACCAAAGUAGAAGAGAAAUCGAUCGGCGAGGCCGUCUCGACAAAGCUUGUUGACAACGAGACAUUGGGCUACUUUCUUGUUCGUAUUCAGGAAUUCCUCAUGAAGAUUGGCGUCGAUAAGUCAAAGCUUCGCUUCAGACAGCACAUGGCCAAUGAAAUGGCUCACUACGCCACGGAUUGUUGGGAUGCAGAACUUCUGACCAGCUACGGGUGGAUUGAGUGCGUUGGCUGCGCCGAUAGAAGCGCCUUCGAUCUUUCAGUUCACAAGAAGGCGACUGGCGCACCUCUCGUCGUUCGCCAAGCAAGAGCUGAACCUCUUGUCAUCGAAGAGUGGGAAGCUGAGCUGAAUCGAAAGAAGCUCGGUCCGAAAUUCCGCAAAGAUGCCAAAGCCGUCGAAAACGCUGUGGACCAGCUUUCGCAAGAGCUUCGCGAGAAGCUUUCGUUAGAUCUCGAGAAAGAUGGCAAGAUAUCCAUCGAUACGCCUGGCGUUGGCAGUGGCAAGACGGAGCUCGAGAAGGACCUCAUCGUCAUCGAAAAGAGGAAACGUACCGAGCACACCCGCGAGUUCACGCCCAACGUCAUUGAGCCAUCUUUCGGUAUUGGUCGCAUUCUGUACAGCUUGAUGGAGCACGUCUUCUGGACUCGAGAAGGCGACGAGGCUCGUGGCGUCCUCUCAUUCCCACCUUUGGUAGCUCCCACCAAGGUUCUCUUGGUCCCACUGUCCAAUCAUCCCGAUCUCAGAAAGUUCUUGACAGGUCUGUCCCAGAAGCUACGAAAAGCUGGUGUAGCCAACAAGACAGACGAUUCCUCUGCCAGCAUUGGCAAACGUUACUCGCGUAAUGACGAGCUUGGUACGCCGCUUGGCAUCACCAUCGACUUCCAAACAGUUAAGGACAGCACGGUCACUCUGCGCGACCGUGAUUCAACGAAGCAGGUCCGCGCGUCCCAAGACGACAUUGUCGCUGCGGUCAAAGCGCUGUGCGAAGGUGACAAGACCUGGGCAGAUAUCGCGAGCGAGUUGCCGGCGUUCGAGGGCCAGGAGACCGACUAG